This is a messenger RNA of Python bivittatus (Burmese python), 5600 nucleotides long. The record is from RefSeq and is a predicted model, not a curated record. NCBI's taxonomy places the organism in Eukaryota, Metazoa, Chordata, Lepidosauria, Squamata, Pythonidae.
AUGCAGCAGGAGCUGGCAGAGGAGGUGACAGAGCACACCAUCGUGGGGCCAUGGCAAGAGGCACAGCACUGGCAGGCAGCCAACUAUCGGGCUAUCUGGCAUGGCCAGCAGGCCCACUGGAGCCCUUCACUGACCGGCAGCUCCCGUGCAGCAAGGAGGUACAGGGCUUCUCCAGAAACAUCACCCUUGGAGGAGGACACCAGUGGUGGUGGUUCAGAUCCUGACGAUGCCCUAGAUGUGAAUUCACCAUUUCCUGGCUCUGGCCGCCGGCGCCGUCUGGCCCGGCGCCCCGAGCACUUUGCCGCUGUUGCAGGAAGCGUCAGGUUUUCCGGAGAAGAUUACAAGCUGCUGGGCGUGGAUCUCGGCGACCUGCCCCUGCUGGAGGGCGCCCUGCGUCGCGCCGGCCUGAACCCCGCCGCGCCCACCCUGAUGAUCGCAGAAGUGGUGCUCCCCUACAUGGAGGUUGGCAGGUCAGAUGCUCUGAUUCAGUGGGCAGCUGGGCACUUCCUGACGGCGUGGUUCAUUCUGUAUGAGCAGAUUCAUCCCAGUGACCCUUUUGGCCGUGUCAUGCAAAACCACUUCAGCCGCCUGCAGUCCCCGCUCCACUCCCUAACCUCAUACCCAGACUGCAAGGCCCAGCGGAUGCGCUUCCUCCAGAGGGGCUGGGCAGAAUGCCACACCAUAGAUAUGAAUGAAUUCUAUGGCUGCUUUCUCCCUGUAGAGGAGCGGAGGAGGAUUCAAGCUCUGGAGCCCUUUGAUGAAUUCGAGGAAUGGCACCUGAAGUGCUCUCAUUAUUUCAUCCUUGUCGCAUCAAAGGGAGAAGCCUUGUGUGCAACUCCUGUGUUUUCUGGGAUGGAAGCCUUCCUGACUCACCGUGUUCCUUGCUUUGCUGGGACUGUGGCUGCAUCUCUCUGCGCAGCAGGUGGGGCAGUUGCCGGCCUGAAGCGGUAUGGUCAUUGCUCAGUGCUCCUUGCCCCUGAUGUAAUUCUGACCACUGGAGGUUUUGGUGACCACGGUGGGCGCCAUUGCCGCUUGACUGAGCUGCACAUUCUGAUCAAGAACAAGGAUGGUUGGAGAAGUGACGAGGUCAGACUGGCUGAGCCAGGAAUGGCUUGGGAUGGGCGGCUUUUCCACACAGUAACCCUUCUACGCUCAGGCUGGGCUAUGGUACUGGGUGGGCGCAAGUCCCCAGUGAACCCUGCUCUGGAAGUCCUUCACUUAAGAGGACUGGGGGAUGCUGAUUCUUCGAGCCCCAGCAAUCCUGUCAUUGAGCUUACUCAGUUGCCACCUGUCAAGGGCCUCUCCUUGCCCCGCUGGAGACACACCGCCACAGAAGUCACGUAUGAAGGACAAGCUUACCUCUUCGUUUAUGGAGGUUGCAGUUCUGGGCAGUCUGUGCAAGCUGAUUGGUGCUUUCUGCAUUUGGAGGAACUCUACUGCCAGCAGAUUCCAGUGGAGGGUCCCAUUCCGGCUGGCCGUCACUCACACAGUGCCUGUAGUUGGGAAGGGGGUGUGCUCAUCGCUGGUGGCCUGGAGGCAUCUGAGAAACCACUGGGCAGCAUUCUGUUUCUGAGGCCAACAGUAAGAGGCUUCUGGUGGCAUUCUGUCGAGACCUGCCCCCCACUCACGCCUAGGUAUUCACACACAGCUCACGUGCAUCGUGGGAAACUGUUGCUUGUGGGUGGGGUCUGGUUCAGUGCUCCUUCAGUGCCUGGCGUUGCUGUGAUAGACCUGGCGACAAGAGUUCUUACGGAGUAUUGUAUUGAUACAACAUUUCUGGAGUGGCCUCUGAUGCUGCACAACCACAGCAGUGUCUUCAUGCCUGACAGAGAGGAGGUGAUUCUUACUGGUGGGGGCGGCAACUGCUUCUCCUUUGGGACUCAUCUGAACUGGUCUCCUGUCCGCCUGGAUCUGAGCAACAUCUGGAGGGCUGGGCCUUGACAUCUUACAGGUCAAGAGGACUUGUUUGUGAGAGGACAAGGUCAAAGCAGGGCUGGAUGAUUUGGUGGACUGGAUUCAUUCAUUCAAGAACAUCCCCUCCUUUAGAAACAGUGGCAGCCUCUCCAAGAAGAGCUGCAUUCCUGCCUCAGGAAGACAUUCUGUAGGUGACACCUGGCUGGGACAAGGAGUCCAGGUGGCCCAGCACAGAGGGUCACACACUAAAACUACUCAGACGUGGAGCCCCUGUCUUCUUUCCUACCUCCCAGACAGAUAGGCACUGUCAGUAAGAGAGUCCCCUUUGUAUUUCCAAUGGAUUUCCAGGGGGAAUUUUACAAUUUCCUUGGUAAACCCUUGCAUCUCCUUCCCCUGUGCCCAUCUUUUGUGCAGCACUUUCUACUGAUUUCAGCUAGCUCUGGGUUAUAUUCUGGCUUGACAGAUAGCUUCUCUUGCCAUAUGCCAUUUCCCUACCAGCUCUCAAGGAAAAGCAAAUUAUAGGUGAGGAUCCAAAUAUAUGUUUGCUCUUGAAGGAUUUAGGCCUUGGGCAGUCCUAGCUACUCUCUUGCAAACCUCCAAGAGAGCCAGUGUGGUGAUGUGGUUAUGGUGCUGGCUAAAAAUCAGAGGUCUGUGAGUUCUAGGCCUCCCUUAGGCAUGAAAGCCAGCUGGGUGACUUUGGGCCAGCCCCUCCCUCUCAGUCUUCUUCUCAACUUCACAGGGUUGUUUUGGGGACAAGAGGAGACAGUAUUGCUGCCUUGAGUUGACUAAAAUAUAUUUUAAAAAGGAGGGAUAAAAAAACACCAACAGAUGACUAGAGGACAUGGGGAAAAGGUUUUGCCCCAUGCUGCAGAGAGGUAACCUUAGUCUUCCUAUGCUGGGACCCUGGGAGUCUUCCAUUGGAUUCCAAGGGGUGGUGUUGGGGUGCCUCUUGAGUUCUUUUGAUGGGACAGACCAAGAGGGCUGCAUCUGUUUUUCUCCAGAUGAGGAAAAGUUUUCUCUUUGCACUUGGAGAUGCAGAAAACAAAAUAGAUACCUUUAUUUUCUUCCACCUGGAAUCUCAGUAGUCAGAGAGGAGUGUGUCUCUUAAAAUACCAAUAUUGCUAUAAAAACAGUUUUCAAACUCCCCCAGUACACACCUUUUUUUCCUGCUUGCCCCUCCAUUUUCACAGGGUGAUUAUGAAGAUGUUAGCAAUUGAGCCUUUCUCAUGGAGAAGCUUUUUGUGAGUAUUCAACAAACUGCUAGCAGAGAAAUUGGGCAAACCUGAGCACAAAGAUGAGUGGCAUACUCCUAGGCUUAAGAGGGUCAGCUCUCAAUUGCUCUGACAGCUCUUCCUGAGAUCAGUUCACUGGGUUUGUUCAAUAUGCUGCAGCUGGGCCAGAAAAGAAAACAACAAAUAAAAUCCUAGUGGUGGCAAACCUUUAAGUAACAAAAGCAAAUGGGUGGGAAUCUGUAGUUGUGCUCUGCAGUGCCCAUGGCACAUUUGUGUUUCUGCCCGAGAACAACCUUGCUUGCACAUUUAAUCAGUGUAUAAGGCCAUCCAUCUUGUAAAUGUGGGCAGCUAACAACAGGUUAAAAAUAAUUUUAAAAGAGUAAAAUCCUAUAAUGGUUGCUGAAGGUAAACCCGUGCAAAACAAUCAACUAAAACCUCUCGGCAGGCAUCUAACCUCCUAACCCACAGGCCUUGGACCACAUCCAGGCCUUCAGUGCUUUAUCAAGGGCCAGCAGGGCCAGAGCCCAUCUAGCCUCGGGGUCAGGGUGUUUCAGAGAGCAGGCACUGAGACAGAAAGCCAUAGAUAAUUGAGGGGGCCUGAACUAUGCCCUUUUCCUGUCUGACCUAAUGGGGUGGGUAGAAAAGGGAGAGGCAACCCUACAAAUAACCUGGCCUGACCAUGGAGGGUUUUAUAUGUGACCAGCAGCUUGAAUAGCACCCAGAAGCACACUAGGAGCCAGGGCGGCUUGUGGAGCAGAGGCAUGGCAUGGGCACACUCAGGUCCUGACUGGAACUGGCCCUGGAGGAAGGAGGAGAGCCACGGCCAGUCCAGGAGGGUAUUGUGACUGAUGGUAUCAAAAACCACUGAGAGAUCGAGGAGGGCAAGGAUGGAUGUCCCACCCCCAUCCCCUUCCUGCCAGAGGUUAUCCAUAAGAACAAUCAGUGCUGUCUUGGUCCCUUACCCAGGCCUGAAACCUGACUGCGAGGGGCCCAGAUAAUCUGUUUCCUCCAGGGCGCUCUGAAACUGCAGCGCAACCACCUCCCUGAGAAGGGAAAGAUGGAACAAAAUUUGUCCCAUGUGGUGGAGACCAGUGAUGGCUAUUUGAGGAGAGGGCAGACUGCUUCCGUAAGUGUUGGUGGGACCACUCCAUCUCUCAAGAAGGAAUUCACCACUUCCUAGGCCCAGCCAUGCAUUGUCUCCCAAGAAGCCUUAGCUAACCAGGAGGGACAUGGAUACAGGUAGCCAAGUUGCUUGGUAGCCAAGUUGCUUCUUCAGGACUAACAGAAUCACACACAGCCCAGAUAACAAAGUGUGACCAUGCCUCCAUCAGCUCCAUGGGUCCUGCCUCAAAGUCAGAGUCCAGCCUGGGGCAUAUCUGAGAAAUUUUAUCUGACAGGUGCUGGCAGUAUCUGCAGUAACUGCAAGCUUGUAGUGGUCCUUGAAAGCAGUGUCAGACAAUUAGAGUCUCAGUCUGAAGUUUUAGUCCUGCCUCUUCCUCAAUCACUUUGCAUCUGGACUUGCAAGACACUCUAUAGGGCUGCCCUUGAAGACUACAGAAGCUAUGGCUGAUUCAGAAUUUAGCUUUACUUGGAGAGGGGGAAAAAAAUUCCCCACCCUUUCCCAUUAUCCUGCUUUUAAAAUAGCCCCACUUUAGUUUAAACAGCUUUGUCCCCUUUGCUCAGACCUUUGGCUCAGUCAGUGUGGUGUACAGGCUUCUUAAUCCUCACCAACACCACCAGUGGAGGGGGAUGGUGCUGUAGGCUCCAUUAUGUCCAAUGGGGCAAGUCCCUGGCACAGCACUGAGGGUGGCUCACGUGACAAUCUAAGUGGGGCCAUGUACACGGUUGAGGGCUCGCUUUGGACAGCCAAAGCUGAAUCAUGGCUUCGUGGUCAGGACGUGUGGGACCUUCAUCCCCACAGGCCUGGAUUACUACAUGGUGUCCUAUAUGGGAAUCUAACACAGCACUUAGUGCACAGAGCAGCAACUCAUUUGUUGACAAGUUUGAGCUGCCACUAACAAGUAACAUCAAUAUUGUUUAUUGCUGUCUGUUUUUUUUUUAACCUGGCAUACUGUUCUGUUGGGGGUAAAUGUAAAUUGGUAAUUAUAAUGGUUCCUGCAGAAACUGCCAGGUCUUGUAGUGACAAGUAAAUUUGAGGUGCUGAUUUGAACAUUAAUGUCCUUUGAUGGCUUAGCACCUAGGUGUCUUAGGAUUCCUUCUCCGACUGGUAUGGACCUACCUGAUAUGUGUAUCCAGGUGAUGCCCACUUUGGGGACAUGAGGAGGGCUGGGACCUAGAAAUGGUUUUCAGGGAUGACCGCUCAGUAAGUUGAGUUCACCCCCUUUUUAAGAUUUCUAGAAAUUAAUUAAGAGAUUUUCUGGAGAGUUAACCUCCAGGAGUCCUUCCAAUUUAUGUCAGUAGGCAAAACUAAUAAAUGAAUAAAACUGAUCAGGU